GGAGGCGCGGGCGCUGUCCAGCGUGCUGAAGCCGGAGCGUGCGAGCCGCUCGGAGCUGCGCUGACCCAGCUGAGCCCAGCCCACUGGACGCCAGACUGCGACCGUCGCUCAUACCCCAGCCACCGCUCGGAGCCCAGGCGGACGCGUCCCGAUCUUCCCCUGUCCCACCCCGCCCCGACCCUCCUCUCCACCUCCCGCGUCGUGACACCAGCUGUCUGCGGCAGCAUCUUGGUCAUGAAAUCCCUCAGGUUGCCGGCUUCCACCCUCUUCUGCUUCCUUCUACUGAUCGAGGGGUUAGGAGCAGCGCCCCCGGGUCGCCUUGAGGCGCAGCCUCCUCCUCUCAGCUCUGAGCAUAAAGAGCCGGUAGCUGGGGACGCAGUGCCCGGGCAAAAGGAUGGCAGCGCCCUAGAGGUCCGAGCUGCUCGAAAUUCCGAGCCGCAGGACGAGGGAGAGCUUUUCCAGGGCGUGGAUCCCCGGGCGCUGGCCGCGGUGCUGCUGCAGGCACUCGACCGCCCAGCCUCGCCCCCCGCGCCAGGCGGCUCCCAGCAGGGACCAGCGGAAGAAGCAGCCGAAGCUCUGCUGACCGAGACCGUGCGCAGCCAGACCCACAGCCUCCCGGCGCCAGAGACCAAGGAGGCUGCGGCUCCGCCUCGCCCUCAGACUCAGGAGAAUGGGCCCGAGGAGGGCGACCCCUCCGAUGAGCUCGAGGCACUAGCGUCCCUGCUCCAGGAACUGCGAGAUUUCAGUCCAAGUAGCGCUAAGCGCCAGCAAGAGACAGCGGCAGCAGAGACGGAAACCCGCACGCACACGCUGACCCGAGUCAAUCUGGAGAGCCCGGGGCCAGAGCGCGUGUGGCGCGCUUCCUGGGGAGAGUUCCAGGCACGCGUCCCAGAGCGCGCGCCCCUGCCACCCCCGGGCCCCUCGCAAUUCCAGGCGCGUAUGCCUGAGAGCGGGCCCCUUCCCGAAACCCACCAGUUCGGGGAUGGAGUGACCUCCCCCAAAACACACCUAGGCGAGGCAUUGGCACCCCUGUCCAAGGCGUACCAAGGCCUGGGUGCCCCCUUCCCCAAGGCACGCCGGCCUGAGAGCUCACUCCUGGGCGGCUCCGAGGCGGGGGAGCGCCUUCUACAGCAAGGGCUGGCGCAGGUAGAGGCCGGGCGGCGGCAGGCGGAGGCCACGCGGCAGGCCGCGGCGCAGGAAGAGCGGCUGGCCGACCUCGCCUCCGACCUGCUGCUCCAGUAUUUGCUGCAGGGCGGGGCCCGGCUGCGCGGCCUGGGGGGUCGGGGGCUGCAGGAGGCGACGGAGGAGCGAGAGAGCGAAAGGGAGGAGGAGGAGGCGGAGCAGGAGAGACGCGGCGGGGAGGAGAGGGUGGGGGAAGAGGAUGAGGAGGCGGCGGAGGCGGAGGCAGAAGCGGAGGAGGCGGAGAGGGCGCGGCAGAACGCGCUACUGUUCGCGGAGGAGGAGGACGGGGAAGCCGGAGCGGAGGACAAGCGCUCCCAGGAGGAGACGCCGGGCCACCGGCGGAAGGAGGAUGAGGGGGCACAGGAGGGCGGGGAGGAAGAGGAGGAGGACGACGAGGAGAUGGACCCGCAGACGAUCGAUAGUCUCAUCGAGCUGUCCACCAAACUCCACCUGCCCGCUGACGACGUGGUCAGCAUCAUCGAGGAGGUGGAGGAGAAGCGGAAGCGGAAGAAGAACGCCCCUCCCGAGCCCAUACCGGCCCCCCGGGCCGCCCCUGCCCCCACCCAUGUCCGCUCCCCGCAGCCCCCGCCCCCGGUCCCCGCCCCCGCUCGAGAAGAGCAGCCGGACUGGAACGAGGUGCUCCCGCCCUGGGAUCGGGAGGAGGACGAGGUGUUUCCCCCAGGGCCCUACCACCCUUUUCCAAACUAUAUCCGGCCGCGGACACUGCAGCCGCCCGCGGCCUCUCGCCGCCGCCACUAUCACCACGUCUUGCCACCUUCGCGCCACUAUCCCGACCGCGAGGCCCAGGCGUGGCGCGCGCAGGAGGAGGCAGAGGCGGAGGAGCGCCGGCUGCAGGAGCAGGAGGAGCUGGAGAAUUACAUCGAGCACGUGCUGCUCCGGCGCCCGUGAACCGCCCCGGCCCCGCCCCCGCGCGCCCCCGCCGCGCGCGCCACUCCCCCCUCCGUGUCGUCCUCUCCCCUCUCGGUGUUUGCAUGCGCCCUGGCCCCGCCCCUCCGCCGCCGCCCGGCCCCGCCGCCGCCCCGCCCCCGAGCGGUGUCGGGACCUGUCGGACCUCUUCCUGUGGCCCAAACUCCCAGAACUCACUCCCGGGUGACCUGGGGCCAGCCCAGGCGGGCGGGUGGUUUGUGCGAGUUCCCUCCCCCCGAGGGACGGGACGUCCCCGUCCAAAACCGGAAAAAGCAGUUCCAGUUAAUUGUGUGAAACGUGUCUGUCUCUAGCCCUUCUGGCCUCCCAGAGCCUCUCCACCCACUCCCAAGUCGCUGUGAAUUUACCCUUCUUUCCUUUCUCUGUUGUAAAUACCCCUCACGGAGGAAAUAGUUUUGCUAAGAAAUAAAAGUGACUAUUUUAUUAGGA
This is a messenger RNA of Lemur catta (Ring-tailed lemur), 2556 nucleotides long. It is a transcript of the gene VGF, whose product is annotated as VGF nerve growth factor inducible. Gene Ontology annotation, biological process: regulation of synaptic plasticity; carbohydrate homeostasis. Lineage: Eukaryota; Metazoa; Chordata; Mammalia; Primates; Lemuridae. Bases 235 to 2091 code for a protein of 618 amino acids. The record is from RefSeq and is a predicted model, not a curated record. Gene Ontology annotation, molecular function: neuropeptide hormone activity. The transcript has 2 exons.